Molecule: messenger RNA, 726 nt
Organism: Lolium rigidum
Lineage: Eukaryota; Viridiplantae; Streptophyta; Magnoliopsida; Poales; Poaceae
Product: protein LSM12 homolog
Exons: 5
Coding region: 72-617 (181 amino acids)
Source: RefSeq, a predicted model, not a curated record
ACACAGCUCCGGUCCGCCCUCUGACGCACCUCCGCCGGUCCCGGCCACCUCUCCCCCACCCCACCCCAGCCAUGGAGGUCGGCGGCGAGGAGUUCGCGGUCGGCGUGGUGAUCUCCGCGAAGACCACCCUCGGGGAGGAGUUCGAGGGCCAGAUCGUCUCCUUCGACCGCCCGAGCAACCUGCUCGUCAUCCAGGAGGGCGUGGGCAGGGCGGAGAGGGGCGAGCGGCGGAACGUCAGGGUCAUCAAGGCCAACUACAUCCAGGACUUCACCGUCGUCGGCAAGUACGACGACCCGCUCGACCCGGCCGCCUGCGUGCUCGACCUUGCCGCCAUCCACGCCAGGGAGGAGGCAGCACUCAGGCAAGCUGAGAUUGAAGCUGAGAGAAUCGGUGUUGGUGUUACCCCAGAAGCCCAAAGAUUAUUUGAUGCAUUGUCCAAGACGCUUCCAGUUCAGUGGAACAAGACUGACAUUGUUGUAAUAAAGGAAGUUCGUGUAUGCAGUCCAUACCUGCCUGAAAAUGUCAGCGGUGGAACAUCAGCUGCUAAUGAACGGGUUAAGAAAGUGCUGGACUUUGAAAGGAAAAGACUACAUGUGCGUGUACCUGGCCAACCCUAACUUCUUCGACCUGGCAAUUUUUCAGCUUAAUUCCUGCUGUACUCUAUUUCUAAAUCUGGCCUUGUUUGUUGUCUCGUCACUUGAGUUUUCUAAAUCUGUUUCGGCAUGU